AUGAAUCUCAAGCUGUUCCAGGCUCUCGCCUUUGCGGGCCUCUGCGUCCAAGGGGCCGUGGCGGCAGUCGCACCUACCUUUGUCGUAACGAACAUUGAUACUCUCCCGGCGACCCGUGUCACGGUCACCAGGAUUGCAACGCCCGUUUCCUCGAUAGUCCUUCAGACAACGACCACAAAGACCUCAACUAAAUCGACUAGCACUGUCGUUCAAUCCUCGUCUUCGUCAACCAAGACUACGUCGACUAAGACUACGUCGACUACAUCGAGUACUACUAGUACCUCGAUAAACCCUACGUUUACGGCGAAGGAUCCCAUCCUCGAUGGCAUCCGUAACCAAAGCAUGCUCGCAGACAUCAGAGGCAUCUACGAUCUUCCAACUAAAGAUCAAGUCAUCAGGAAUGCCACGUUGAAUGCUACCGACAUUCAGGGCGAUAUCUUGGUCGGAAUGAAGAAGAAGCUCGAAUUGUUCUACUUCUUCCACAUUAACGAACCUAAGUCAUUCAAGAAGAAGUUCCAUACCUAUGUGGUUCCUCGUGUCACCAGCACCCUCGAUCUCCUCAGCGUCAGCAGUCAGCCCGUCGUUUGCCUCAACGUCGCUUUUAGCCAGACUGGCCUCUACACACUUGGUAUCAACGAUAAUCUCUUCGACAGCCCAUUCUCAAACGGUCAGGCUGCCGAUGCCAACAAUCUUGGUGACCCCGGCUUCAAGUAUUGGCUCAACGCUUUCAUUGGCACCAAAAUUCAUGGUGUAUUCCUCAUCGCCUCUGAUGACAUGAUUAACAUCAAUGCGAUGGUGAACUGGCUCGAAGCCUUGUUUGGUUCGGAUAUAACCAAGAUGCAUGAGCUUCAAGGCAACAUUCGUCCACCACCAUAUGAUGGUCACGAAAUGUUUGGAUAUCUCGACGGUGUCAGCCAGCCUGCCGUCGCUGGCUUUAACAUCAACCCGGUCCCAGGUCAACAACUUAUUAAUGCUGGUGUUAUUCUCGUCGGUGAGGUGGGCGAUACCUUGCAGUCUGUCCGACCGGCGUGGGCAAAAGACGGGUCUUUCCUCGUUUUCAGGCAACUUCAGCAAUUUGUUCCGGAAUUCGAUCAGUUCUUGCGCGAUUGGGCACCACCUGCGCCUGCAUCUAUGCCAGGGAUGACUCUCGCCCAGCGUGCAGACUUGCUGGGAGCUCGUAUGAUGGGUCGCUGGAAGAGUGGUGCACCUGUCGAUCUGACGCCGCUUGUUGACAAUCCGGCCCUUGGAGCUAACCCCAAUGCCAACAACAACUUUGACUACUCCCACACUGGCUUCAAUCUGGCCACCGACCAGAGCCACUACCAGAAUACUCCUCUGAAUGCAAUCAUGCGAGCUGGUAUCCCAUAUGGACCAGAACCGACACAACAGGAAUAUGCCACCAAUACUUCGUCCCAGGAUCCUGACAUGGAGCGCGGUCUUGCAUUUGUCUCCUAUCAGUCCCAGAUCGAUCGGGGCUAUCGCUUUAUCCAGAUGAAGUGGGCCAACGAUGUCAACUUUGCGCCUGGCAAGACCCCCCAGCCCGGGUUCGACAUGAUCUUUGGCAACAGUAACGGCGGAACCAUCUGGAUGUCGGGCGCAGACGUCGACCACCCUAACGAUAUUAUAAAAGCUUGGCAGUUCUGGGUUCUCGCCAGAGGCGGAGAAUACUUCUUCAGUCCUUCCAUCUCUGCGCUCAAGAAUGUCAUCUCAGUUUAG
This is a messenger RNA of Serendipita indica DSM 11827, 1716 nucleotides long. NCBI's taxonomy places the organism in Eukaryota, Fungi, Basidiomycota, Agaricomycetes, Sebacinales, Serendipitaceae. The record is from the annotation of a GenBank genome assembly.